Molecule: messenger RNA, 843 nt
Organism: Macrosiphum euphorbiae (potato aphid)
Lineage: Eukaryota; Metazoa; Arthropoda; Insecta; Hemiptera; Aphididae
Source: the annotation of a GenBank genome assembly
AUGGCAAAUUUAGAGACAUACAGACAACUUGGUGAUCGAUUUGAUGUGUCAAAAAGCAAUGCACAUGGUAUUGUCAGAAAAUUUAUUUCCAUUAUGAAAGUCCAUAAACAUAAGUUUAUAAAAUGGCCUCGGGGAAAUGCUAUACAUCAAACUCUUCAAGAUUUUAAAUACCUUAGACCAAAGGCUUUCCCUGGUGCUUUCAUGGCCUUGGAUGGAUGUCAUAUUAAAGUUCCUGUUCCCUGGAUUAAACGUACACGAAUGAGGCAUGUUGAUCAACGUUGCUAUAUCAACCGCAAACAUGUAGCUUCUGUAGUUUUACAGGGAAUAUGUGAUAGCAAUCAAAAAUUUACCAAUAUUUUUGCGGGUUGGCCUGGUGCAUCACAUGAUGCCAGGAUUUUUAGAAAAAGUAACAUAGGUGUUGCUCUAAAUGGUCCACUGCAGAAUUUAGUUCCAGAAAAUUGUUACAUUUUAGCAGAUUCUGCAUAUCCAUUAUCAAAUAAUGUAAUGGUUCCAUAUCGUGACAAUGGUGCACUAACACCUGAAAAGCAUAAUUUUAAUCGAAUCCUCAGUUCAUCUAGAGUAGUGAUUGAAUUAACAUUUGGAAAGUUGUUGGGACGAUUCAGGCGGUUUAAGUACCUUGAAGUUUACAACAAAGAUUUUUGUGGUGCUUUUAUUUCAGCCGCAUGCUGUUUGCACAACAUAUGUAUGGACCAAAAUGAUCAAAUUGACUGUACAGAUUAUACUUCUCAAAAUCAAGAAUCCAAUUUUAAUAUUUCUGAAAUAAAUCUAAACGCAACUAAUAAAAGAGAUGAAAUUUGUAAUGAAUUAUCUAGAAAUAUAUAA